UUAUGCUUAUAGUAAUAAAUUGUGCGUAUUCUGCAACACAAUCACUAAAAUGUCACGGUUUUCAGAUAAAAUUAAUAUAAUAGACCAAAGUACAUAUCACAUUUUAAAAGAGGAUAAUGGGAAGCGAAAGGUAUUACGCAGCUCCAAAUAUAAAAAUAAACACAAGGAGGAACCAAAACUGUCUCUGCUGGACUUUCUUACCGUGCCCCGCCAGAAGCAGAAACAACAAAAACGUCCUCAUCUGAUCAUAGCUAGAAAGUCUGUGUCACUUCAAACAAAGCACAAGGGAAAGACGCGUUUGCAUCCUAAACGUCGUAUAGCACGCCUAAAACGCAUUAUUCGAAAUUAUCGCAGUUUAAGGCAGCAUAACGUUGACAACGAAACAAAAUAUACGGAAGAGAUACAAAAGUCUUCGGAAACAGAAGAGCCUCACAAGUUAACUUUGUGCGUGACAGCAAAUGAAAAUGACAGAAGAGAGCAGAAUCUUGCUUUAAAUUACGUCGUACCAAAUCCUUUACAGGUAAUAGAAGACUUAAAGUGUCUUACUUUGAAUGAAGAGAAGUCAGAGAAAGCCACCUUAUCAACCCCAAAACAUAAAAUACAUUCCCGACGGUUUAGAAGCUACUGUGAUAAUUGCACGACACCCCGUCUGAAAGAGCUGACAACUCAAUUGCUAAAUGACUUGGAUCGUUUUCAGAAACGCGCCUACGCUCACAAUGAAAUUAAAGCACGCGCCCAUCCGCGCUUGGUGGUGGGAUUUCGAGAGUCGCUGUCUAGGCUGCGCAUUAACAAAGUGAAGCUGUUAAUCCUGGCACCCGACUGUGAGAACUGCCCACUUCCUGGCGGCCUGGAUGAUACCAUAGAUGAGUUAAAGUCUGUUUGUCAGCAACAAAAAGUGCCUUAUUGCUUCUCGCUAAUGCGUCGGGAGUUAGCCUAUGCACUACAUAAGCGAGCACAAAUAUCAUGUGUCGCCAUUCUGGACUUUGAUGGAGCCAAUGAAACGUUCAAGCAGUUGCUGAAAGAGUUGGAUGUAGCCAGCUAUCAAUACAAAUGUUUAACUGCAACGUGAUCUUUAUUGAAUCAAGCAGAAAAAGUGCCAAAAAG
Messenger RNA from Drosophila hydei, 1104 nucleotides. RefSeq names its product selenocysteine insertion sequence-binding protein 2 (gene Sbp2). The record is from RefSeq and is a predicted model, not a curated record. NCBI's taxonomy places the organism in Eukaryota, Metazoa, Arthropoda, Insecta, Diptera, Drosophilidae. The transcript has 3 exons. The coding region runs from base 50 to 1069 and encodes 339 amino acids. Gene Ontology annotation, molecular function: ribonucleoprotein complex binding; mRNA 3'-UTR binding; selenocysteine insertion sequence binding. Gene Ontology annotation, cellular component: ribonucleoprotein complex. Gene Ontology annotation, biological process: selenocysteine incorporation.